This is a messenger RNA of Helobdella robusta, 934 nucleotides long. RefSeq lists its product as hypothetical. The transcript has 8 exons. The coding region runs from base 1 to 678 and encodes 225 amino acids. The record is from RefSeq and is a predicted model, not a curated record. NCBI's taxonomy places the organism in Eukaryota, Metazoa, Annelida, Clitellata, Rhynchobdellida, Glossiphoniidae.
AUGCGUACAUCCAUGCGUUUUUUAUGCAUUCAAGAGGCGAUGAAGUACGAACGGAUCAAAUUCCUGGUUGUCGCUCUGAAGGAGAGUAUUGAGAUAUACGCUUGGGCACCAAAACCUUACCACAAAUUUAUGGCAUUUAAGUCUUUCAGUAACCUGGUAAACAGGCCAGUCCUGGUUGACCUGACGAUCGAGGAAGGUCAAAAGUUAAAGGUCAUCUACGGUUCGACCUUCGGAUUCCACGCCAUCGACCUUGACACGUCGCAAGUUUUUGACGUCUACAUACCGUCUCAUACUCAGGGCCCCAUCGACCCGACGGCCAUCGUCAUACUUCCCAACACUGGGGGGAUGCAAUUGUUGCUCUGCUACGACAAUGAAGGAGUGUACGUAGAUACGAGUGGGAGAGUGACCAAGAAUGUGGUAUUGCAGUGGGGAGAGUCUCCAACAUCUGUUGCCUUCAUAUCAACUGGACAAAUUAUGGGUUGGGGUCACAAGGCCAUUGAGAUAAGGGCUUCUGAAACUGGCCACCUGGAUGGCGUGUUUAUGCAUCGCAAGGCCCAGAAGCUCAAAUUCUUGUGUGAAAGAAAUGACAAGGUCUUCUUCUCUUCAAUGCGAACAGCCGGAUCGGCUUGUCAGAUAUAUUUCAUGACUCUAAACAAGCCAGGACUGAACAACUGGUGAUGAUGAUGAUGAUGAUCCAGGCGAUGAUGAUGAUGAUCCAGGCGAUGAUGAUGAUGAUGAUGACCCAGACGACGAUGAUGAUGAUGAUGAUGAUCUAAGCGAUGAUAAUGAUGAUGACGAUGAUGAUGACGAUGAUGGAAAUAAAAAGUGAUUUUUGUUGAUUUUUUUGGUGCAACUAUUACUACUACAUGCAUUGUUGAAGAUAUAAUUGAAUAGACUGUGUUUUAUUUUCUUUCAUUUAUUCAUUCAUUCAAUU